CAUUCCUCUCCAAACCUCCACUCCGCUUUCCUUCUCAAGUCCAACGUGUUGCUGGAGAUCAGAGCUUUGUUCUGAGACGUUGCAGACUUUGCAUUGGAAACUGAAGAAUAAGCCAAUGGAAAGUUGCUAAACAAUGACUUUGGAUGCAUCUCACGUGUACACUAAUCCAGUUAAGAUGAGAGCAACUUCAAGAAGGCUGAAGUGGUGGAAUAAUAGCCUGUUUACAUGGAUGAGGAGUGCAGGAAUGAAGAUGAUGUGGCACUGAUGCUGCGAUUCGAGCAGAAGCUGCACGUUGACACUAGUGUUUGCAAUGGCUUUAAGGCUGUGCAUGAAGCUCAGACUGAAAUGUCGGUUUGUGGUGGCCUUCCUGUUUCUCUUCAGCCUGUCAGUGGCGAUAAUAUACACCCUUCCUCCAUUCCAAUCCGAGCAGAUCAGAGCGAACGUACGAGGCCCUCGCAAUAACAAACCUAGCAAGCUAUUGGAGAAGUGGUCUCUGAGACCGUAUAAGAAGCUUCCAGGCAAAUCCUUGAAGAACCCUGAAAUGAAAGAUUCCGCUAAACAUCUCCUGAUGUUCAGUCAUUUCCAUCAAACGUUUUCCUCUGGAAAAAUAGCUGAAGGAAAAGCAUCAACCAAGAAGCCUUCAAGCAAACAAUAUAUGAAGAAUCCAAACAAACAUCCAAUCAAGUCAUUCCGAGGCAGUGCCAAAAGGGCGCAAGCUGUUAGACUUCGAAAUAGCAGCAGCUCCAACACAACCAUCCAUCUCCUUCGCUCCAGACAUGACCAAGCAUUCCCUCAUUCCGCCAGCAUCCGGAGCCUCCGCCCAAAUAACAAGACAUGCAGGCACAAAUGCACUCCAGAUGGGGACAAAGUAGAGAGGAUUGUAGGCCACUUCUCCGAUGCACAGCAGGUGGUAAAACUGAAACAAGCCCCUAGAGAAGCAGGAGCACAUGAAAGACAAGCUGGGCCCUCUGAGAGGAAGAGGCCCAAAUUUAAAACAGAAAGAGAGGCUGAGGCUGGCAUCAGUGACUGGUGUAAGACUUUAAAUGAAAGCUGGAACCAAACCAAAGCAGAGUCUCUCCCCUGGUUCAGUGCGGAUGAUAUAAAGAAGAUGGCACUUCUCUCCAGAGGCACUGUUGUGAGUAAAGCCCGGCUUCCCGGCCAUGGACAAGUACUUCAAGUCGGAUUAAGCGAUAAAAAUGACACCUUUGCAUCUGCAGGUCAUCUCAAACGCUGCCAGAAAGAAAGCUGCGCUCUCAUAAAACGCCCUAAUGACUGGUCUGAAGUGUUCGCCUUUCACCUGGACAGAGUUUUAGGUCUGAAUCGGAGCUUGCCCGCAGUGUUAAGAGCAUUUCACAGUGAGAUUCUACCUUACAAAUACACAUCUGGAUCUCCCAGACCGGUGGUAUGGUGGGAUCCUAGCAUCCAACAUCUGUCUGAUGCUGAGAACGACCAGAACUCUUUCUCACUCACCUGGCCAGAAUAUCAGGCUCUGCUCAAGAGCAGAUGUGGAAUUCAGGUCCCGCUGAACUUCACCACAUGUGUGGGAGUUCAUCAUUCAGAGUGGGGGCGACUGGCCUUGUUUGACUUCCUGCUGCAGGUUAAUGACAGACUGGACCGGUCUUGCUGUGGUUUCAGAGCAGAUCCAUCCGAUCUGUGUAUUGAAAACCUGCUGCAUGUCAAAUGUGGAAACCCAAAGGACUUAAAUCUGGUGCACAUUCUGGUUCGGAAGACAGAACCAUCCAAACUGGUUUUUAUUGAUAAUGCAGGAAGACCUCAUCAACCACAUGACAAUUUAAACUUCAGACUGGUUGAAGGUAUUGAUGAAUCUUGUGAGAACAAAAAUGAAACGGACAGCAUUAAUAGACCAACCAGCGGACUGACCACAUUUCACAAGUCUGAAUGUUUAAUUGGUUUCCUGAGAAGGCUGUUUCAGUUCUGCAGUCGGGAUGUCUGGAGAAGAUGCUCCUUCACUCCCUGUCUGUGGAUCAGGAAUUCUGGCUGAGCAGAGAAGAGGCGUCCGGACUUAAAUCCCUCAUCCAGCACACAGAACAAAGAGCCAAGGCCUUGCUCCGGCACAUACAAGAGAAGAAUCUUCGGUUAAACAGAGAUCUAUAACUCUCUGAUGUUGGAAAUAACCAAAUAAUGAAUUCCCAGAUGACAGGAACAUUAAUGGAAUUAAUUUCAAUCGUCUAAAUUCAUUUAUAUGCUUGUCUCAAAUAUGUUUGCUGUGCUGUUUAGAAAGUCAAGCAAAGCAUGUUAGUUGGCUGAAAUAAGAGGAAGCAGUAUAUUUGCAUGGAUUUUUGAGGCGAUUUCCCUAAUCAGACUUGACAGUCCUUGAACUGUGAUUAACUGAUGCUCUCAGUGUCUGAGAGAAGAAAUCCCAGAUGGUCAUUUGCAGAGCAGGACUCAUGUAGAGGGCCAUCACUGUGAAGAGACCUGCACCAUGUCCUAACCAGAUACAAUGCAAAAAAAAAAAUCAACACAAGCUAUUUUUUUAUUUUAGUGCUAAAAGUAAAUGUGCUGUUUGACUGGACACUCAAACAUGGUGUCCUAACAACAUGUGACGAAACAAUAUUACAUUGACAAGCAACACACACACACACACACACACACACACACACACACAAAUGAUUCAAACUACUAAUUUAAAAUGAGCUGUAACAACAAUUCUUGAGUGUUUUUAAACAAUUUAAUUGUCGUAUGUUUAAUGCAAGAUGGGAACCUAAUCUAUUUGGGUUGGCAUAACAUGAAUGAAUUGUGUGGAACCCUGCAUUUGAUGACAAAAGCAUUUAAAUGUCAACCAUUCAAAAGCACUAUACUCCUAACAAAUGUGUUUAGAAUCUAAUGAAUAAGUAUUAAAUUGCAUUAACAUUAUUAAAAGUACAUUGCUGAGUAACUUAUGUUGUUGGUUUGCACCGAAUCAGCACUAGCAUUCAUUCAUUCACUCUUUACUUGCUAGUUAUAUUAUUUUCCAGAUCUGGGGUAAAUUAUCUGCUGGCAUUUUCAGUACGGCAAUAAAAGUCUCAUAAAAUGUGAAUCAACCUCAUACUGGUAACAUUUAGUGCAGAAUAAAGCACGUAUUUAGUA
Molecule: messenger RNA, 3087 nt
Organism: Danio rerio (zebrafish)
Lineage: Eukaryota; Metazoa; Chordata; Actinopteri; Cypriniformes; Danionidae
Source: RefSeq, a predicted model, not a curated record